AAAACCAACAAACAUACACGUAAAAGGAGCUUUCUGGUCGUCAUGCUUCCGGGUACACCAUUUUGGAGUAGUCCCGGAGGCAAAAAUCCAAAGGCGCCCCUUAUGUGCUCGGAUCUGGAAGUUACCUAGCUAGGUGAGCCAAAAACGGCGCCGGAAUCUUGUCGGGAAUUCGCUAUUCUCGCUCUCCUCUGUUCCUCCUAAACACCUAGAAGAAUAUUUUGAAAAAUUCCUGUUCUCUCUCUCUGAAUCCCCCGAUUUAUAGGCCUAGAGAAAAAUAAAACAAAUCAAAACCCUAAAAUUCUACCCACCCUCGGAUCUAUCUCUCUCAUCUUUCCCACCGUAGAUCACAAGAAGUCGGAUUUGACUAUCCUGCUUUCUCCACAGAACCUACUGUUUGAAGAGCUUCGCAUGGAGAAAUUCUCCCCACAAUAUUUGGACCGGACAAGAUCCAAGGAAAGAGUACAGAUUGUGGCGGACGCGAUGACCACUUGGUUGAAAUAUGGAGAGAAGGUAAUGAUUCAGGUCAGAUCUCCCCAGUUUCAACUGGAUAAGACCAAGCUUCAAGUGACAAUGUACUCACCACCAUUCACCACUCAUGGGACAUCCAUGAACCAGAGACUGGUUCAAUUGGGAAUUGUUGACGUAAACAGCAAUGUUUUCCCCGGUAUUCACAACAUCGUUGCCACCGGACCUCCUUCCGUUAACAUUGCUCCUCCUGGUUAUUACAUGCUUUUCGUGAAUUUCAAUGGCGUCCCUAGCGUCGCAGUGUGGGUUCAAAUCAAGUAGGCUUGACCUCGAAAAAAACUGAUGAAAUAACUUGCAGGAGCUGCUGCUUUGUCAAUUGUCCAAUUUUUACCCUUAUUUUUUGUGAUUCAUUCUCAUAUUGUAGUAGGACCACUUCAAAUUGACGAUAGUUUUUUUUUUU
Rubroshorea leprosula is the source of this 925-nucleotide messenger RNA. Lineage: Eukaryota; Viridiplantae; Streptophyta; Magnoliopsida; Malvales; Dipterocarpaceae. The record is from the annotation of a GenBank genome assembly.